AUGGCCGAUCGCAGGAGAUCUAGCGGGGCCCAUGGUGUGCUAAAUCAAUUGAACCCUCAAAAUUUUACAUCGCAGAUACCUCUACUUACAAAUAAUGCAUCUAAAAAAGGGCUAUCAAAUGAUGGAUCAGCUUUAACUGAUAUGAUUAACCAAAGCCUUGCACGAAACUCCCGAAGUUCAAUUGCAAGGGGCAAUGAGGUUAGAAAAUCAUUGCGAAGGAGUAUACGGGCAUCACAGCGUAUGUCAAUAGUGCCAGGGAACGGUGCAGGAGGAAAUGGUGCUUCAAUUAACGGGUCGCAAGUGCGAGAUCCCAGACCAUUGCGCGAUAAAAACUACCAAUCAGUGCUUCAGCAAGAAAUCUUUGAGUAUCUUCAGUUUCAAAGAUUUGAUAUUGACACAGGGCACCCUAUUUCAUUAAAAUCCCUAAAGCAGCCGACGCAAAAGGAUUUCAUAUAUAUAUUCCGUUGGUUAUACCAAAGAAUAGACCCUGGCUAUGCUUUUAAAAAGUCACUUGAGAAUGAGGUUUAUUCAAUUUUGAGAACAAUCCACUAUCCGUACUUAGAAACAAUUAAUAAGUCUCAAAUCUCAGCUGUGGGGGGUUCCAACUGGCAUAAGUUUCUGGGAAUGCUGCACUGGCUUGUGAACAUAAAUAAGAGGCUGGAUACAUGUUUACAGAAAUUAGAUGAAUCUAAGACAUCCCAGAUUACCCAAGAUGUUACGAUUUUGAACCUACCAGUUACAACCUUGGAUGAGCAAGACGAAAAACACGAACAGUAUGAACUGAUGGUAGAAAGAUUAUUUAUAGAAUACAUUUCUAAGUGCUACAGGUCUUUCAUAAACAUGGAAGAUAACUUUACGCCAUUUAGACAAGAAUUGGAAAUUGGAUUCGACAGGUUUGUUCAUAUUAUUCAAGCCGAUAUUGACAAAAUGAUUCAGCAAGAAGAGAUGUUAAAAUAUGAGUUUGAAACGAUGGAAAGCAGAUCUGAAGGAGUUAAACUUGAGCAGCAAAAGCAAAAAGCGCUACAAAGUGAUCUACAUAAAUUUCAAACCUAUAUUAAUGCAAUGAAACCCAAGGCCAGCGAUUGGCCCUUAAAACUAGAGCAAAUGGAGGCUGAGAUUAAACAAAAAAAGAACUUGAUUAAAGAGGCACAACUUGAAAUUGAAAAAUUGCGUGGUGUGAUGAACCAGAGCGACCUUGAACACAUAGAUACCCUUAAUCGCAAGCGAGACGCAUAUAGUCAAAAGCUGGAUACAGUCACAUCAAGACUUGACCAGCUAACGGGAAGUGUUAAAAGCCAAAAGCUUAGUGUUGAAUCAAGCUAUAAAGUCUUCCUAGAUACGCUUGACAAAUAUGAAGCGGCGAUAAAUGGUGUUAUAUUGGCCCGGAAUAGCCUAGGGCAUAAGAUAAAUGCCAACGCUUUAACUAUAUCAAUCUCUCCAGACUUCUCAAUUUCGGAUAACAUUGAGGCUACCCCGGAGAGUAUCAUACUUAACCGCUCUAGUAUUGCAGCUUCUAUCAAGCCUGUAUUAUUGUCAUUAAACAAAGAGAUCCAGUCGCGAAUAGAAUCCUUACAAUGGGAAAAUAGCAAGCUGGAAUCAGAACUUCUUGCUCUUCAAGAUAAUAUUACAAGCAAAAACCAAUUAUUGGAAUCUAUGGAAAACGAACUGUCUAAUGUAAAAUCUGAAUAUGAAGAGUACCAACAAGUAAGUCACAGUAAACUACUUUCGCAAAGAAUUGAAAUUGAAAAGCUCGAAAGGAAAAUACAAAACGAUAGAAAUAAAACUCAGCAGAGAAAAUCUCAAGCUGAGCAGGAAAUAGAGGAUGCUAAGUUCCAGUUAAAGGAAUUAAAGCUCAAUCUUCAACAAGAGAAAAUUCUUAUGCAUAAAAAGGUUAUACAGUUAAUCCAAUAUGUGGUUAAUUUUAAGAUGGACGCGCAGAAUUCAAUUGAGGAGCUGCACGACCUUACGCAGACGCAUGUUAAAACUCUCCAAUAG
Messenger RNA from Eremothecium sinecaudum, 1995 nucleotides. RefSeq names its product kinetochore-associated Ndc80 complex subunit NDC80 (gene NDC80). The transcript has a single exon. The record is from RefSeq and is a predicted model, not a curated record. NCBI's taxonomy places the organism in Eukaryota, Fungi, Ascomycota, Saccharomycetes, Saccharomycetales, Saccharomycetaceae. Bases 1 to 1995 code for a protein of 664 amino acids. Gene Ontology annotation, biological process: attachment of mitotic spindle microtubules to kinetochore. Gene Ontology annotation, cellular component: Ndc80 complex.